AUGGCCUCGAACGGGCAACUACUCGCGCAUCGCAACUACUACGGGACGACCGGCUAUGGCUCACCACCACCAUUCGAUACAUCACGACCCAAGCUGAAGCCCGCAGAGCGAGAGCUAGCAGACUUCUCGCUUCUCGAAGCCCUCGACCGCGACGACCGCCCUACUUUCGCCGUCGAAACACGCUCGUCCUUAGGCCAUGAUGAAGUCUACCCCAUCGAACUCGUGUAUGCGAACACGGCGCUACAUAUGGUUGGCGGGCUGCUGGUCAAGAUAACAGGCGACGAUUCGACGAGCUUGUUCGCGGAGAGCUCGGGACCGCAACUUGCCUUCCGGGAGUGGAUUCGUGGGCAUGGGAUUGAGGAGGACCUACAACAACGCGGCAAUGCAUACACGUUCGAAGGGCACGUAUGGAAUGCGAUAACUGUGGGGCGCUACAAGAUUGUUAGCGGAGUGCCAACGCGACUGCUGUGGGUUGACGCCGCCCCAGGAGGAAAGAGCCACCGCUCCCUGCGACGCGAGCGGAAGGCGCCUAAGAGCAAGCAUCGCGCAGAUGCGCUACCUAUCAAACCCCAGCUAUCGCUUGCCCAUAUACCACGAACUCCCGAACCCGGCACCAGCCCUUCUGCAGACCGAAGUGCAGCCACGCAUACGUCCUUCGACUGUACAUCUGAUGUACUCACUUCUACGAGCCCACAUAUCGAGUACUUCCGCAGUGUAGAUUGGGCAAAUACACCCAUGGGUCCAAUGAGUUCAUGGCCUAGUGAUCUGCGUUGCGUGGCGAACACGGUACUCAGUAACAAUGUGCCAGCCGUCAUGUUCUGGGGCGACGAUGUCAUCAUGUUGUACAACGAGCCAUAUGUCCAACUCCUUGGCAGCCUCCAUCCUUGCAUGGGUGAAAGUGUCCGUGUCAAGGCGCCUGAUCACUGGGUCUCGUUUCAACCUCUGGUCGACCACAUCAAAUCAACAGGCGAAUCGAUAGCCGAGCCUGACAUGCUCCUCUUCAUUGAGAGAGACAAGAUCCUUGAAGAGACGCACUGGUCUUUUCAAUUCGUCCCGAUAUUGAACACCGACGGCCAAGUGGCAGCCUACUACCAGUCCUUCUACGAAGUUUCCAACCACCGUAUCCUCGAGCGCCGCGUCUCUAGUCUGGUCGCAAUGGGAACCCAGAGCGCGAAUGCCAGAGACUUUCCGUCAUUUUGGGAGACUACAUUGCGCUCACUGAGCUUGAACGAUAAAGAUGUGCCAUUUGCCUUGCUAUAUGCUGCCGAGCGGCAUGUUAGCGCUCAAAUACCCUCGGUAUCAUCCCCCGGUAGCAUUCCUCCGUUGGAAGGCUGCGUUCUCAAGGGUACCAUUGGCGUUUCCGGUGACCAUCCCAUCGCCCCUGCGACUAUAAACAUCAACGAAGACUCUUAUAUCCUCCAGCCGUUCUUGAAUAGGGCCUCCAAGUCCGGCAAAGCGACCGUUGUUCACGUCGAGGACCUUCCCGAUUCGACAAGAGCCUUACAAGGCAUCGACUGGAAAGGAUAUGGUGACCCUUGUCGAACCCUAGUCAUCUGUCCAAUAAUACCCACCACUGGAAACCAGGUAGAAGGAUUCCUCAUAAUCGGCAUAAAUCCGCGCCGACCUUUCGAUGAAGAGUACCAGCAAUACCUGCAGGUCAUGGUGCGGUUACUAGCUACGUCUCUUGCGUCCAUUGUUCUUUUCGAAGACGAAGUCCAGCAAAGAGAAAACGCCAUCAUCCAGGCUGCUCAGAUCCAAGAACAUCUAAUGGCUGAAAUACAACUCAAAGAAAGCAAGUUUCAACGCUUCGCGGAACGAUCCGACGUUGGUAUCUUUAUCAUCGAUCCGAUAGGAACUUAUACUUACCGUAAUCAACGAUGGCAUGAUAUGUUUGAGGUCGCAUCCGCUGAUGACAACGCCACCGAGGCAUGGUUUAAGAUCGCGUUCGAAGAGGACAUCCCUUACUGCCAAUCCAUGUUCGCAAAACUAAUCAUGAAUCACGAAUCUGUUAUCUUUGAGCUGCGUACGCGGAUGCCCUGGACGCCGCCGUCAGAGUCAGAUGAGCCGCAGACGGAGGAUACCCAGCACUUUAAGUGGAUUUUGUGUUCAGCCUUCCCCGAGCUGGGUCCGAAUGGCGAUCUUGUUGAGGUCGUCGGGAAUGUUACAGAUAUAUCCAAGCAAAAGUGGGCUGAAGGCAUUCAAAAGAUACGCAUGGACAGCGCACUGCAAGGCAAGCAACACCUGGAACACUUUCUGGAUACGACUAGUCAUGAAAUGCGCAACCCUCUCAGCGCCAUCAUGCAAUGUGCGGAUUCGAUCACGUCUUCCUAUCCCCAAGAAGAUUACCAAGAGCGCCAAAACACCACACCAAACGAGUGGACGGCUUUCAUCGAAUCUACCCUUGACGCUGCCCAGACGAUAGGAGUUUGCGCAUCGCACAUGAAGCACAUAGUCGACGAUAUUCUCACCAUCUCCAAACUCGAUUCGGGUCUCUUGGAUAUGACACCGGUCAUUGCGCAACCCGAGAGUGUGGUUAUGCAUGCAGUGAAGAUGUUCGACGCAGAAGCAAGAGCAGCAGGUAUCAACCUCGUGUUGAACGUGGAUCAAUCCUAUCGCAACAUGGACAUCGAUUGGGCAUCUCUGGAUCCAACAAGGGUGCUGCAGAUUCUCAUCAACCUCCUCACUAAUGCCAUCAAGUUCACCCGCUUGGAGUCUACCAAGCGUGUAACAGUGACUCUCGCCGCCAGCAGCGCUGAACCCGUCUCAACGCUACAUGGAAUACAGUAUAACGAGGAGAGGCUAGUAGGACAAGACCCCCACUUGGAAGAGGAUUGGAAGAAAGCUCAAGAGUUAUUCUACAUUCAAUUUGCCGUCACUGAUACGGGCCGUGGACUUUCCGACGAAGAAAAAUGCAAUCUCUUCACCCGUUUUUCACAAGCCUCACCUCGGACGCACAUACACUACGGUGGCUCUGGCCUUGGGUUAUUCAUAUCUAGACGUCUCACCGAGUUACAAGGCGGAUCAAUCGGCGUCGCGAGUGAGUCUGGAAGAGGCAGCACGUUUGCCUUCUACAUUAAAUCACGACGGGCGAGACCUAUUGUAGCCCGGAAAGGCAGUCUUCCGCAUGUUUUCCCAGAAGAGAUCAAGCACAGACGCCCGAUACCGCUCGUGAGCCUAACGCGUCCGUCUCCUCCCGUACGCAUAUCCACAGGCGAGCAAGGUCAAAGAUCAGACUCUGCCAGUCCAAAAGCACGCCGCCCGUCGGUGCAAUCAAAAUCCUCGCAGACCGAACACUCUCACGUUCGGCCGGAAGCGCUAGGCCUGCCAGAAGGCCCCGAUCUGCAAGAAUUGAAGCGCACAAAAAGUAUACCAGAUACGCUGCAUGUUCUCGUCGUGGAGGACAAUCUCAUCAACCAGCGCGUUCUCGCCAAACAACUGCGCAAUUUGGGAUGUGUUGUGAGCGUCGCCAAUCACGGCCAAGAAGCCCUUGACUUUCUACCAAAGACCAGUCUGUGGAAACACGAUCAAGCUACUGGCGACGCGAUCGCGCGAGAGGCCCUUCAUAAUGGCGAACUGCCCAUCGAACUCAGUCUCAUCCUCAUGGACUGGGAGAUGCCCAUCAUGAACGGACUUACGGCCGUUGCCGAGAUACGGAAGCUUGAGCAACAGGGCUUGUUGAAGGCGCGAGUGCCAAUCAUCGGGGUCACGGCCAAUGUGCGCCAACAGCAGAUUGAACAAGCUAUGGCUGCGGGAAUGGACGAUGUUGUUGGGAAGCCUUUCAGGGUUGCGGAAUUGCUUGUACGAAUGAGGGGGAUAGUCGCUGGCAUGGAGCCGGAGAGACCGAAUGGUGGUGCGACUUUGACUGAGGGGUAUGCUAGCUUUGGAUGA
Molecule: messenger RNA, 3888 nt
Organism: Alternaria ventricosa
Lineage: Eukaryota; Fungi; Ascomycota; Dothideomycetes; Pleosporales; Pleosporaceae
Exons: 3
Coding region: 1-3888 (1295 amino acids)
Biological process (GO): phosphorelay signal transduction system; phosphorylation
Molecular function (GO): phosphorelay sensor kinase activity
Source: RefSeq, a predicted model, not a curated record